Messenger RNA from Candoia aspera, 948 nucleotides. RefSeq names its product olfactory receptor 14A16-like. Gene Ontology annotation, cellular component: membrane. Gene Ontology annotation, molecular function: G protein-coupled receptor activity; olfactory receptor activity; odorant binding. NCBI's taxonomy places the organism in Eukaryota, Metazoa, Chordata, Lepidosauria, Squamata, Candoiidae. The transcript has a single exon. Gene Ontology annotation, biological process: G protein-coupled receptor signaling pathway. The coding region runs from base 10 to 948 and encodes 312 amino acids. The record is from RefSeq and is a predicted model, not a curated record.
GAAAGAACUAUGUCCAACCACUCUACCGUGACAGAAUUUCUUCUCAUGGGAUUCUUUUCUGACCGUGAUAUAGAACUUCUACAUUUUGUCAUGUUUCUAUCCAUUUACUUAAUAGCUUUAAUUGGAAAUUUUCUGAUUGUGAUUGUUGUAAUCCUGAACCACCACCUUCAUACCCCCAUGUAUUUCUUUUUGGUCAACCUGUCCCUGACUGAUAUUUGUUACAUCACAACCACUGUCCCCAAAUCAAUGGCAGUUUCACUGACAGGUAACAAAGUAAUUACUCUCCCUGCAUGUGUUGCUCAGGUUUUCUUAGUUUUGACUUGUGCAGGUUCUGAGAUUGCCUUGCUUACCAUCAUGGCUUAUGACCGGUACAUUGCCAUCUGCAAUCCUUUACAAUAUAGUUUCAUCCUGACCUGGAAUAUGUGCAACCUAAUGGCAGUGGCUUCCUGGAUCAGUUCGCUGGUACAUGCAUCACUUCAAACUGUCAUGACUUUCCAAUUAAACUUCUGUGGGCAAAACAAGAUUGAGCAGUUUUUCUGUGAUAUUCCUCAGUUACUAAAAAAUUCUUGCACUGAUGCAAAAGUUAACCACAUUUUGAUUUGGAUAAUUGCAUUUGUGUUGGAUUCAUUUAUUACUGCAGUCAUUUCUGCUUCUUAUGGCUAUAUUAUUUCUGCUGUGCUGAAGAUUCCAUCUGUUGAAGGCAGAUGGAAAGUUUUCUCAACUUGUAUUCCACACUUGGUUGUCUUUUCUUUAUUUAUCUUUACAGCUUUGUUUUCAUACAUGAGGCCAAUAUCUCUUUCUUCUCCCACUGUAGACUUACUUUCUGCUGUUUUGUAUACAGUUUUGCCUCCCGUUCUGAAUCCCAUCAUUUAUAGCCUCCGGAACAAGGACAUUCAAGCAGCUGUGUGGAAAUUAACAUCAACCAUGAAAAGGAAUUUCCUAAUCUGA